Gastrolobium bilobum is the source of this 3896-nucleotide messenger RNA. RefSeq names its product ubiquitin C-terminal hydrolase 13-like. The transcript is spliced from 33 exons. The coding region runs from base 80 to 3451 and encodes 1123 amino acids. The record is from RefSeq and is a predicted model, not a curated record. Lineage: Eukaryota; Viridiplantae; Streptophyta; Magnoliopsida; Fabales; Fabaceae. Gene Ontology annotation, molecular function: protein binding; cysteine-type deubiquitinase activity; cysteine-type endopeptidase activity. Gene Ontology annotation, cellular component: nucleus; cytosol. Gene Ontology annotation, biological process: regulation of protein stability; protein deubiquitination.
CUACUCUCGUGCUUCGUCACUGACACACACACACUCUCUUCUCUCUCUAUCGGGUUGUUAAACUGUAACCGCCACACCAAUGCGUCCUCAGCAAUCAGAUGAGCAGCAGCAGCAGCAGCAGCAAGAGGAGGAGGAGAUGGAGGAAGACGAGGAGAUGGUGGUUCCCCGCUCCGAUAUCCCCCAUGGCCCUUUGCCCAUGGAAGCCCAAGCAGAAAACAUGAGUUCUUUUGAUGCGCCUGCGCCGAUAGUCGAUGAUCCGCAAUCUGGGCGGUUCACAUGGACAGUUGAGAAUUUUUCAAGUCUUACGAAGAAACUAUAUUCUGACGAUUUCAAUGUUGGGGAGUACAAAUGGCGGAUACUUAUCUUUCCAAAGGGGAACAAUGUUGAUCAUUUGUCAAUGUAUCUAGAUGUUGCAGAUUCAAUGACUUUGCCUUAUGGAUGGAGUAGAUAUGCCCUGUUUAGCUUGACUGUUGUUAAUCAAGUUGACCAUAAAUACUCAAUCAGAAAAGAAACACAGCACCAUUUCAAUGCUCGUGAGAGUGAUUGGGGUUUCUCUAAUUUCAUGCCUAUUGCUGAAUUGUCUGAUCCUAGUAGAGGUUAUCUUGUGAAUGGUACAUGCAUAAUUGAGGCUGAGGUUGCUGUACGUAAGGUUAAUGAUUACUGGUCACAUAAUUCAAAAAAAGAAACUGGUUAUGUGGGACUGAAAAACCAGGGAGCUACUUGUUACAUGAAUUCUCUCCUUCAGACAUUGUAUCACAUUCCUUAUUUUAGAAAGGCUGUGUAUCAUAUGCCUACGACUGAGAAUGAUAUGCCAUCCGGGAGCAUUCCUUUGGCAUUACAGAGUUUAUUCUAUAAGUUGCAGUAUAGUGAGAGUAGUGUAGCAACGAAAGAGUUAACCAAGUCUUUUGGAUGGGAUUCAUAUGAAUCAUUCAUGCAGCAUGAUGUCCAAGAGCUUAAUAGAGUUCUUUGUGAAAAGCUAGAAGACAAAAUGAAGGGAACUGUUGUGGAAGGCACCAUACAGCAGUUGUUUGAAGGCCACCAUAUGAACUAUAUUGAAUGCAUCAGUGUUGACUAUAAAUCAACAAGAAAAGAAUCAUUUUAUGAUCUUCAGCUUGAUGUCAAGGGAUGUCGGGAUGUGUAUGAUUCUUUUGACAAGUAUGUUGAAGUGGAACAACUUGAGGGUGAUAACAGGUAUCAUGCUGAGCAGUAUGGUUUACAGGAGGCUAGGAAGGGCGUCUUGUUCAUUGAUUUUCCACCUGUUCUUCAGCUUCAGUUGAAACGGUUUGAAUAUGAUUUUAUGCGAGACAUCAUGGUAAAGAUCAAUGACCGCUAUGAGUUCCCCUUGCAACUAGAUCUUGAUAGGGACAAUGGCAAGUAUCUAUCUCCUGAAGCAGACAGAAGUAUUCGCAACCUUUAUUCACUUCACAGUGUCUUAGUUCACAGUGGUGGGGUUCAUGGCGGACACUACUAUGCUUAUAUUAGGCCCACUCUAUCAAAUCAGUGGUUUAAAUUUGAUGAUGAGCGGGUAACAAAAGAAGAUGCACAGAGGGCCUUAGAAGAACAGUAUGGUGGUGAGGAAGAGUUACCUCAUACCAACCCCGGACUCAACAACUCUCCCUUUAAAUUUACAAAGUACUCAAAUGCAUAUAUGCUUGUCUAUAUACGUGAUAGCGAUAAGGAUAAGAUAAUUUGUGAUGUGGAUAAGAAGGACAUUGCCGAACACCUUAGUGCAAGAUUAAAAAAAGAAGAAGAAGAAAAGGAGCUGAAGAGGAAGGAGAAGGCAGAGGCUCACUUGUACACCGUCAUAAAGGUUGCACGCGAUGAAGAUCUUUUUGAACAGAUUGGAAAGGAUAUAUUCUUUGAUCUAGUGGAUCAUGAUAAAGUGCGAAGUUUUCGUAUUCAAAAACAAAUGCCCUUUAUCCUUUUCAAGGAAGAAGUUGCUAGAGAGUUUGGUAUACCUGUCCUUCACCAACGUUUUUGGUUGUGGGCGAAGCGUCAAAAUCACACAUAUCGGCCAAAUAGACCACUGACUGCUCAGGAAGAAACACAAACCGUUGGACAGAUAAGAGAAGUUUCCAGUAAGGCAAAUAAUGUAGAGCUGAAGUUAUUUUUGGAAUCGAAAGGACAGGAUUUCUGGCCAAUUCCUCGUCUGGAAAAGACAAAAGAAGAUCUAAUGCUAUUCUUUAAACUCUAUGACCCUUCUCAUGAGAAGCUGCGGUAUAUUGGUAGGUUUUAUGUCCCAGCUAGUGGGAAGCCCAUGGACAUCUUGACUGGACUAAAUCAAAUGGCAGGAUUUGCUAUUGAUGAAGAAAUUGACCUCUUUGAGGAAAUAAAAUUUGAACCUCAUGUCAUGUGUGAAACUGUUGACAUGAAUUCCACAUUCCGUGCCAAUCAGCUUGAGGAUGGUGAUAUUAUUUGCUACCAAAAGCCCCUCAAGGUUGGUAGUGGCGAGCAAUUUCGCUAUCCAGAUCUUCCUUCCUUCUUGGAAUAUGUGCAAAACCGUCAGGUUGUACGCUUUCGGUUUUUGGAGAAACCAAAAGAAGAUGAUUUCAGUCUAGAGUUGUCAAAGCUUCACACAUAUGAUGAUGUUGUUAUAAGAGUUGCUCAACAUCUUGGUUUGAAUGAUCCUUCUAAAAUCAGACUCACAUCUCAUAACUGCUACUCCCAGCAACCUAAACCACAGCCUAUCAAGUACAGAGGAGUAGAGAAUUUGUCUGACAUGCUGGUUCACUACAGUCAGAUUUCUGAUAUUCUUUACUAUGAAGUAUUGGAUAUCCCUCUGCCAGAAUUGCAGUGCCUAAAAACUCUUAAAAUUGCCUUCCAUCAUCCUACCAAGGUUGAAGUGGUGAUAUAUACUCUUAGAUUACCAAAACAGAGUACCGUGGAAGAUGUAAUUAAGGAUCUUAAAUCUAAGGUGGAUUUAUCUCAUCCUGAUGCUCAACUAAGAUUGUUCGAAGUUUUUAAUCACAAGAUCUAUAAGAUUUUCCCUCUCAGUGAAAAGAUUGAGAGUAUUAAUGAUCAGUAUUGGACCUUAAGAGCAGAGGAGAUUCCUGAAGAAGAGAGAAAUCUUGGCCUGCAUGAUCGAUUGAUCCACGUUUAUCAUUUUAUAAAUGACCCUGCACCAAAUCAGCCAGUUCAGAAUUUUGGAGAUCCUUUUUUCAUGGUUAUCCACGAGGGUGAGACAUUAGCUGAUGUCAAAUUGCGGAUACAGAAAAAGUUGCAAGUUCCAAAUGAGGAUUUUUCAAAGUGGAAGUUUGCAUAUCUGUCUCUUGGUCGUCCUGAUUACCUACAGGAUUCGGAUAUUGUUUCUACUCGGUUUCAGAGAAGGGAUAUCUAUGGCUCUUGGGAGCAAUAUCUUGGACUGGAACAUACUGACAAUGCUCCAAAAAGGUCCUAUGCAGUCAACCAGAAUCGUUACACACUUGUGAAGCCAGUAAAAAUCUACAACUAGAAAAUAUUGUACCUUUAAAAAUGACCUUAACCGUCAAACAUUUGAGAAGCCAGUAAAAAUCUACAACUAGAAAAGAUCUGUAUCAUUUCAAUCAGUCAAUAUAAUAAUUCCGUAUGCCAGAGGCACUUGCAGCUUUCUGAAGGUGCCAAAAGAAAUGUAGAGAUGCUGUCAAUCUUCUUAUUUGAAGUUGUCUGUUCAAGUUCAUAACUUUCAGCUUUGGGGAUAGAUUUAUAGCCUUGAACUGUGUUAGUGGUGGUUAGAACUCUUUGUCUGAAGCAGUUGUCUCUUCGGUGGUUAGAAGGUUGAGUUUUAAUUCCUUUGUAAAUUUAGUACAUAACAGGGUUUGGUUUUUCACAAAAGUUACAUUUGAUUCCUUUCAUUCUGGGAUCUUCGUUUGCUUCCCUUGUGUAUAUGUUUUUGCAGGGUCUUCAAUGUAAUCAUUUCA